UUGCAAGCCUCCUUUUCCAGAUCAGUAGAUAAAGAGAACUAUGGCGAGCUGAGAUUUCGCUGUCGCUGGGUAUUGCGCUAUGCAGAAGCGCCCAUUGACCCGAAAAUUUGGCGAAGUGAAGGUGCACAUAUUCCCAUGGCAAUAUGGCACAACACUAGCCAUGUUGCACCAGUCAAUCAUACAUCGAAAAGCAUCAUACAGCCGCUAAAGGUCGUGGGUAUGAGUGUGCACCAAGUUUUGCGGUUUACUCCAAAUGCUGAUGCAUUCCUAGUCCCACCGCAGACAGCAGUCGUAAGGUAUGUGUGCAAAAGGCAUACGGUCUCUUCUGUAUUUGAGUUGCGAGGAAGUGAGGACGGUAGAGCAGGAGAGGGGAAGGGGUGGAGGAGGGAGGAGGGAUAGAG
Molecule: messenger RNA, 401 nt
Organism: Cylicostephanus goldi
Lineage: Eukaryota; Metazoa; Nematoda; Chromadorea; Rhabditida; Strongylidae
Source: the annotation of a GenBank genome assembly